This is a messenger RNA of Lactuca saligna, 1142 nucleotides long. The record is from the annotation of a GenBank genome assembly. Lineage: Eukaryota; Viridiplantae; Streptophyta; Magnoliopsida; Asterales; Asteraceae.
AUUAGAACUCACAACCAAUACUCCCAAAAAUGGGUAACUUUGGGUCUUGCUUUACCUCAAAAGAAACCGAAGUCUUUCCAAUUGAAACGAGGUUCAAGUUUCCUUCUCCAUUGCCUUCUUGGCCACAAGGUGAAAGAUUUGCAAGUGGUACAAUUGAUCUUGGAGGAUUAGAAGUUUGUCAAGUAACAUCUUUCAAGAGAAUAUGGUCGACUUCUCAGAUUGGAUCUAAUGACACUGAUAUCACAGUCUUUGAGCCAUCGCCAAUUCCAGAUGGGUUCUUCUUGCUUGGUUGCUACUGUCAAUCCAAUGACACCCCACUUUUUGGCUGGAUUCUCGCCGGAAAAGAUGUCUCCGGCGGAACCCUCGUUAAUCCGGUCGACUAUACUCUCGUUUGGAGCAGUAAAGAUUCAUGUUACAUUUGGCUACCAACGCCACCGGAGGGUUACAAGUCAGUUGGGUAUGCUAUUACUACCUCACCGGAAAAACCCUCCUUAGAUAAAAUCCGUUGUGUUCGCGCUGAUCUAACUGAAGAACCUGAAACCGAUGCAUUGUUAUGGGGUUCCGAUGAUGUCAGUGUGUAUGGAUUAAGGCCAAAGGUUAGAGGGAGACAAGCGCAAGGAGUAUCGCACAAAUUAAUGCCCUUAUUCAAGAAUACUCUCCAAGAUUCUACUUUCACCCUAAAGAAACCUACUUGCCUGCUUCAACAACAUGGUAUUUCACCAACGGGGUUCAAUUGUACCACACCGGAGAGGAAUCAAACCCCAAUUCCGGUCGAAUCCACCGGCUCUAAUCUUCCGCAAGGUGGUUCAAACGAUGGCACAUACUGGCUCGACCUCCCUGAUGAUGAAACCGAUAGAGAAAGAGUCAAGAAAGGUGAUUUGCAAAACGGUGAGGCUUAUAUUCAUGUCAAACCAAUGCUCGGAGCCACGUUUACUGAUCUAGCGAUUUGGCUUUUCUACCCUUUUAAUGGUCCUUCCACUGCAAAGUUUGGUUUGGUUGAUAUUCCUCUAGGAAGGAUUGGUGAGCAUAUAGGAGAUUGGGAGCAUGUGACGCUUCGGAUUAGCAACUUCGAUGGAGUUUUGUAUCGUGUUUAUUUUGCUCAACAUAGUGGAGGAACAUGGGUCGAUACCCCCAUCACUUGA